Messenger RNA from Gadus macrocephalus (Pacific cod), 1699 nucleotides. RefSeq lists its product as uncharacterized. The record is from RefSeq and is a predicted model, not a curated record. The transcript has 12 exons. Bases 129 to 1601 code for a protein of 490 amino acids. NCBI's taxonomy places the organism in Eukaryota, Metazoa, Chordata, Actinopteri, Gadiformes, Gadidae.
GCUAUCAUCACUGGGCCCCCUGGAUUGGCCCACACACCCGGAGGUCAAAUUCUGUGUUGAACACAGAAUUUGAAAAAUUGCAAAGCCCCAAAGCAGAUGGAGAUGAUAACUUUAAUGAUGACGAAAAAAUGAAUGAGGAGCGGCUCACAGAUGAGCUUGUGAACUUGAAGGUACAGGAGGUCAGGGCACUGUGCAAACAGUGUGGUGUUGAUGAUAAGGGGUCCAAGAUAGACAUGGUUAUGAGACUGUCUGACAAAAUGUCUAAUAGAGUCACCUACAACAAGGUGUUUGAGAAAGUGUGGGGUGCUUCUGGUGGCUGGGCAGUUAUCACUUGCCCAUGUGGGGUUGUGUUUUCAGUAAAAUUCAACCUUAGAGCAGAGAGUCCACGUGACUUUGUGGAUCUCUUGCUGUCCUGGAAACACCUCCCCAAUGUGGCUGUGUAUGAUUAUGCCAGGGGUCUGGCACUGCAUGCCAACCGCAGGCAGCCAGGAAUAUUUGCCCCUUUUCAGGGAAGGUUACUGGAUCCCACCCCAGAGAACGUGAAGCAGGCCUCAGAGGGAAAGGUCCAUGUCAACUUGCCUUGGCUGAAAUUUCAAAAAAAGCCAGCUGACAAAGAUGGUCACCCUCUCACUGGAUCCUCACAGCAUUUUGCUUUGAACGAUGUGUUCCACCAGGGGAACAGCAAAGACCAGUGUGAGGUUCUAAGAAAGCUGGAGCUUGUGCCUGAACUUGCUGGUCUUAUUAACAGCCAGUGUGCGGAGCAGCUGUUUUCAGGGAUGAGAAAAAACAACUACUUUUUAAAUCAGACAACCCCAUCAACACACAUUUUUCUACAAAGAAACAUUCUCCACCAUGACAACAUGGCAAGGAACCAAAAAAUCAAAAAUCAGUGCAGCAAGAUUGUUCCUCCAGAUGUUUCAUUGCAGUUUGACAGCUAUGGAAGGGUUGUCUUAGCUCACUCCCCAUCAGCUGCGAUGUCAAUUGGGUCAUAUGGGAACGAACAAGAAGACUCUCAAGAGUAUGAGUCAGAAGUUGAAAUGCAGUGUGACAGCCAUGGAAUGGUAGUCUUAGCUCACUCCCAAUCAACCGUGAUGUCAACUGGGUCAUCAGGGAAAGAACAAGAGGAGUCUCAAGAGUUAAAUGAUGACAGUGAGCAGAGACCUCAUGGAGACUUCCCUAGUCUCCACAAGUUUUCAGCCCACAGAGCAUGCUGGGGACAGAAACUCCAAGACAGCCAAGAACAACUGCUGUCUCAUGUCUUGGAUGAGACCAAAAGUCACACUCAGCACCUUGCAAUGGUGAAUAACAUCAUCCUGACCCGCUUUGACUUUUGGACUCUGGGUUUGCAGCGGGACAUGGAGGGAACGAUCCUGAACUCUUGUCUCAAAAUGAUUGAGAAGAGAGUAGAGAACCUGUUUGCUGCAGACAGCUAUGUCAUUUCCACUUGGUUCCCACCAUCAUCGAGGAACGCCAUGGAUCACCUUCCGGAUAAUGCAGCCAGUCUACAGUGGAUUAAUCUCCCAGUGUCCGUACCUGGACAUUGGACACUGUACACGUUGCUCACAGCCUCUCUUCUGGCCCCUGGAGAGAGCUUGGUGUGAAUGAUGUCCAGGGCCUAACAAAGCAAGGGUGCUCCAACAACUGUGGCGUGUUUGUUUUGAUGGUAAGACCUAAUCAGUAUGUUAUAGCAUUGCUAUUG